AUGGCCAAGGGAAAGCAGCACGAGAUGACGCCGAUCCGCGAGAGCGAGGACGGCAUGUCGUCAAGUGGCGAGAACGUCGCAACAGAAGGCGAAGAGGAGGAGGAAGACGAGGAGGAGCAGCAGCGUCUCAACCUGCUCCACAACAGACGGAACCCGUACGGAGAGGAGGACGUUGCACCUCCUUCGAGCAAAGAAGGGGACGUCGCUGAAGGGAGCGAAGAGCUGACGCCGUACGUGGCCAAGUGUUACGGCCACUUGGAGACGCUGCAGAAGCGGAAACGCGAGCAGGAAGAGCAAGUGGAGACGCUCGUGGAAGAGACCUUUGGACAGAUUGAGACCAUUAUGCAAGAGAUUAUGCGCGGCCUCCAGGAACGCCAUGCCGUCUCCCACGCACAGUUUGAAGCAACGGAGAGCAAACUCUCACGCAGCUUGCGGGAGCAUAAUCGGACGGAGAAGAAGCUCAAGUUGAUUGCGUCGAUUCUGCUGCGCGAGGACGCCGAGGAGUAG
This is a messenger RNA of Peronospora matthiolae, 507 nucleotides long. The record is from the annotation of a GenBank genome assembly. Lineage: Eukaryota; Oomycota; Peronosporomycetes; Peronosporales; Peronosporaceae.